AAGUGUUUUGGAGCAUAAAAAGUAGUGGAGUCGACCUCUACGUAUUCUUUAUCAUUCAAUGAACAAUUCUAGUGAGUAGUGGGAUCCAGUGACACUGUGUGAUUUCACAAAGACUGAAAUACGUGGGAUCAUCAUGUGGAAGUGUCAUAAAUGUGGAAAACCUGUCUACUUCGGUCAAUGUACCGUCAAGCUGAAAGAAAACAGUCGCUGGGGUACGACUGGCAUCCUGAGUGUCUCAGGUGCGAGGAGUGUGGGAAAAGGCUGAAUCCUGGACAACAUGCUGAGCAUAAAGGAGUACCAUAUUGCCACGUACCGUGUUACGGAGCCCUCUUCGGACCACAACUAUUUGGACAUGGAACUAGAGUCGAAUCUCACACGAGUUUCGGUAAGAAGGAACCACGAUCAACACUUCCAAGAUCGCAUUUGGAGAAUAAACUGAAGCUCUUCAACCAGUAUUACGAAGGCAAAAGCGGUGGAAUCCGCAGUCGUGAGGUGAACGGCCGUCUAAUCCUCGAAGGAGCCUUGCGAAUCUACUGGGGCGUGCGUGGAGUGAUCCACCUGAAGGAGGACGACGAUCAGCGUACAGUGGUAACCGCGAGAAACCGAAACUCCUGUAGAAAGAGUGUCUCCGAAGAGUCCUCAGACGAGGACGAGAAGCUCGAGAAUCCCCCAAAGGACUUGUCCCCAACCGAGAGUCAACUCGAGAGCGAGCCAAACUCUCUCCCCACGUCUCCGGAUCACCUGAAGAGUCUGACUCUUCCGAUGAAGCUAGACGUGAAGAACAUGGAGCUGGACGAGUUGGAUGAGCUCCUCCAGGUCGAGAGGAAGGUGGAGGAUGGGGACAAAUUGUAUCAGACUAUGCCAGAGAAUCUUCCAUCGUUGAGUUCACAUUCCAGUACAGAUACCCCACCAUUGUCCAAACAAUCGAGUGUUGAUAGUAGUGACAAGGGGACUGCCAGUCCCCAGAAGAACGAGACCAGCAUGAGCAACACUCCAACGCACAGCAUCGACUCUUCCUCUGGGACAGACACCCCCAACUUCCAGGGAACUCCCAACAGAAAUGGAACGUUGAGGAGAGUUGAGUACUUCGACAGUCUCGAGAAGAGCGCCAGCAACAAUCGAUCUAUCAGUAACGACGACAGCUGGAUCGAAAAAGGUCUGAAUAGGUCGAUGUCAGGGCCUGAUUGCCUCCAGAGGAACCGAGGGGACAGUGACACCGAGUCCGAGUCCAACUCUCUGCAGUUCAGGGAGGAUGACAACAUGACGAUGUCCACUGAUAGUGGACUGGAGCUCGAUGGGGUAGUCCUGAGAAGGAAACAGGGGUCCACUGCCAUCAGAAGGCGUCCUGGGGGCAGGAGGCAGUCCAGAGGGAGGCUGAGACGCAGGUGCUCCAUCAAUGGGCACUUUUAUAAUCGGGAGACGAGCUUUUUCACUCCUCCUCAUGGCUCCCAGAUGUCUGUUUGGGUUACUAGCCUCGUUAGCACUCAGGAGGUUAUCAAUCUGAUGCUCGAUAAGUAUAAGGUCGAUGCCAAACCUGCUAACUUUGCGCUGUUUGUCGUCAGGGAUAAUGGAGAGCAGAGGAGAUUGAGAGAAGAUGAGUAUCCUCUGGAAGUCAGGGUCGUCCUGGGACCACACGAGAAUGUAGCACGUCUCUUCCUAGUCGAUAAGCUUUCAACUCCAGAGAUCAGUUCUGAUGUUGCCCAGUUUUUGAAUCUUUCGUUACCUGAGUGCCAUGGAAUCCUGCAGAGAUAUCAUUACGAGGAGGAGAGACAGAUAUUACUUCUGAAGGAGAAGUAUAAAGAAAUGCGACGUCGGAUAAAACAACGUAUGGAAGACCUAAAAGUCCGAUUAUAGGCGAAUAACCAAUUAAUUUCCUGUCGCAAUAUAUCUAUGCGAUUUUUUACGACUAAUUUUUUAAAAGGAAGUUAUUAACAUAUUUGUUUAACGUUCCACCUAUCAAAUUAUUUAAGAUGAUAAGGCUAACGCAAUUUUUUUUGUUUCAACUUUUUUACUGUGAAUUUUUACGAGUGCAAUUUAUGUUUAAUGUCAUGCGCUGGAAGAGAAAUAUUCCAAAGUGACGGCAGGCCACGUUUUUGUGUGAUGGCAACGUGAUAAGAACCACCAACAUAUCGGUUUUAUUCUUUGAAAGAAAAAGGCUUCAGAACGACUAAUUCACGUCGUUUGCUUGUAGUCCCCUGUUUAAUGCUCGUUUUUACGCCCUAGAAUCGAGUUUUUCCUUUCGAAAUUCUAGGUAGCUUUUGAUUGAAGGCCACUGAGCAAGUUAUAUCUUUGCUACAGCCAACUUCAUAAUCUUUUUAAUUAACAAAUUAUUCUAGUUAUAUUAUUAACUCGAGAUCUGAUGAUUUACGAUCUUUUUUAUAGAGAAAUUUUAGUCAGCUUUUAUACAGUUUAUUUUAGCCCGAGAAUUUCAGACUGCUGUGAAACUAGCAUUUUUUAAAAUAAUCCAAUGGACAUGAAAUUGCAUGAGAUUAUAAUUCUGUCUUGAAGUGGGAAGACGUAAAGAGUUGACUUGUGUCAUAUCAUAAUCAAGAGAGAUAUGACAUUCGACAUCUCGAUUACGUUUAACCAUUUCAACUCAGAAUUCCCUAGAACAAUAACUGCUUUUACAAAACGAACAAAUAGAAAAAUAAAGAUAAAAGGACUUAUCGAGUAUCGAAAAGAAAUAUUUUGAAAACCGACGUUGAGUCGACGGUGGAAGAGGAAUAAAUAUCAAAUAGUGAUUUAUCAAUAUAUACAAUACGAAAAUAAACUUUAGGUCAAAUGUGACAAGAUUAAUGCAUUCGAUAUUAAGUUAAUCCUAUUACAAUCAAACUGAUCUAAAAUCCAUUGUUUCUCCUUCUCAAUAAUCUGUGAAUAGAACUGUCAAUAAUAGAAAUCCACGUUGUCUUCAAAUAAUUUUUUCAAUUGAAGUUUUGCAUGAAAACGUAAUCAUCUGAAUAAUUGAGAGGCUCUUGAAAAUAAUUUGAAGAUUUUUCGAAAUUGGCCACGACUUCUAGACUUUUCAUGACUUCUAAAAAAAAAUACGGUACUGAUAGUUAUUAUUCAAUUGUCACAUACCCACCUUUUAUUUCAUAAAUUAUUUUAUGCAAAAUCCAUUUCUCCAAUUGUUUUCAUCCAUGACAGAAUCGAGAACAGAAAUUCUCAACGAAUUAUGAAAGAAAGAAAACUACCGAUGAAGAUAAAUUGUAUUAUAUGGCAAUGUAAUGCAGAGUUGUACAAGUCGAGUUAUAGCCUGAAUAAAAAUACUGUUCUUU
Diachasma alloeum is the source of this 3275-nucleotide messenger RNA. RefSeq names its product ras association domain-containing protein 4 (gene Rassf). The transcript has 8 exons. Gene Ontology annotation, biological process: signal transduction. Bases 151 to 1854 code for a protein of 567 amino acids. NCBI's taxonomy places the organism in Eukaryota, Metazoa, Arthropoda, Insecta, Hymenoptera, Braconidae. The record is from RefSeq and is a predicted model, not a curated record.